AUGAGUGUUGACUCGAGAGCGAACUCAAACAUAAAUUCCGAGAAGCUUAUUUAUGCUGGUGAUGUAAAUACUUAGCAUAUUAUGAUGAUGAUUGACAAAGGAAUAAAGAAAAAUAUUAGAAUGAUUAAAACAGAUAGAGGAAAACUAGCAAGAAAAAUUUACGUCAAGCUUAAUUUUUUGAGAAACUUUACUCUUCUGGGCUUAGUCAUUCUAAUGUUUUUUGAGAAACCAGAUUGGUGUUUAAGAGAUCCUAAUUUAAAAGAUACUAACUCAUGCAAUGCAGAAGGAUUAAUCCCUAAUUCUGGAAUACCAUAUUUUUCUCCAACAACUUCAAAGAUUCUUUAGCUAGUUCUUAUACUUAUACUUCUCCUCUUUUAGAUUUCAAAGAGAAUGUUUCUGAAACAAACUAGAAACUCUGAGAGAUACUUUAGAAUUCAAUUUGCUUUGAGUGUGCUCAUAUAUCUAGAUGUAUUUUUAAGUUUUGUAAUUGCUGAAUAUCCUUUUCCUUGGAUUGCUGCUUUACUUAGAAACUUCUUGUUAGUAAUUAUCAUUAAAAUUGUAAGAGAAACCUGGAGAAGAUUCAUCUAAGUGGUUAUAGAUUCCUUUUAAAUGGUGCUUUUUAUCAUUAUCUAUAUAAUGUUCUUUGCUUACCUAGGGAUGAGAUUAUUUCUAGGCACAGUUGAGGGAGUUUAAUAUUUUGAGACGUAUGUUGACAGUUUAUAUAAUAUGCUAGUUUUACUCACUACUUCAAAUUUCCCCGAUAUAAUGCUUCCAGCUUACUAAUACUCCCGUGUUCUAAGUUUAUAUUUUAUCAUAUUUUUGCUGAUUGGUUUAUUCCUGAUAUUGAAUCUCUUGAUGGCAGUAUUCUAUAAUAAUUAUAAAAAUAGAUAUGAGGAGCAACUAAUUAGAUUUGUCGAGUAAAGAAAUCUCUUUCUAGAUAAGAAAUUUAAUGAACUAGAUAAGGAAUCCAAGGGAUACUUAAAUAAAUAGGAGACUUAUGAAAUGUUUAAGUAGAUACAUCUACUAGAUGUCUAAGAAGAUCAGGUAAACAUAAAACAAGAGCACUUUGAUCAUAUGUUUUACCUUCUUGAUAGUAUAGUGGAUAAUCAAAAUCAAGGUAAGAUAUUCAAGCAAGAAUUCAUGAAAAUUUUUGAAGUCUAUGAACUAUGGAAGUAUGAAUGGACCUAAUCAAACUUCUUUGAUUAAAGAACUGACAUACAAUCUACACGUUCAUCAGGAAUGAUGAUUAAAACAAGUCUCCGAAGCAUUAUUAGAUCCCUUAACUACGAGUACGUUCUUAACAUAAUCGCAAUUUUUUAAUUCAGUGAAAUAGCUUUCAGAGAUAGAUUCUAUUCUGAUUCAAGCGAAUAAAUAGAUAUUUGGUUGACCAUUCAGACAAUAAUUAAUUUUUUCUUUUCAAUUACGCUCAUUCUUGAUUGGAUAUAUUUAGGUCUUUAGAGAUCUUAUCAAAAACAUCCUAGAGUAUUAGUUGAAACUUUAUGCCUAAUAUUUUUCAUUGUUGGAAUCAUAUAAUGGGCUUAAAAAGCCGAGGAUCCAAGCUAAAUUUACUCAGAAAAUUACCUUGACUUCACAUUUAUGUUUAAUGUGAUUAAGAUAUUUGAAAUUGUUGCGAUUGUCAGAGUAUUAAGACUUUCAAUAUAUUUAUAUGAAGUGAGAUCAUUUAGAAUUAUCAUUGAGGCCCUAAGAACUCUUCUAGUUCCUUUUUCUUCUUUGCUUAGUGUGCAGUUUUCACUAUUUUAUUUCUAUGCCCUAUUAGGAAUGCUGAUGUUUGGUGGUAAAGUGAGAACAGACUCCCCCUAAAUUAGAAAUAAUGAUUCAACACCAGAUCUCUAUUCUCUGAAUAAUUUCAACGACAUGAUCUCAAGCUACGUAACAUUAUUUGAGCUAAUGGUUGUGAACAACUGGUAUAUAAGUACAGAGAUGUAUGUAAAUAUUUCAGGAGGGAAUAAUUUUGUUCUACUUUAUUUUGUUACCUUCUAUAACUGGGGUGUGCUUGUAGGACUUAAUAUUAUAGUUGCUUUUGCUAUUGAUAUGUACGGUGCAGUUGAAAGGUUAGACAAGCAAAAAUCAAAACAUGAGGAAAAGCUGUAUAAGUUAGCUCAACAAGUUAAGAAGACAAAAAGAAUGCAUGUCAUAGAAGAAGAAGCAACCCUUACAGAAAGUGAGGAGACAGUAUUAAAGAACGAAGAUUUCGUUGUGAAGAGAAAAAAGACAUUAAAUUAGUAGCAGUUGUUGGAAGAGAGUUCAAGGAUUAAUAGUAGUGAAAGGGAGAGUUUUUAGAGUGAAGUGAGAAAUUUAGAUGAUUACUUCGAUGUUGGACUGAGAAACAACUAAUCCACUUGA
Messenger RNA from Stylonychia lemnae, 2364 nucleotides. Lineage: Eukaryota; Ciliophora; Spirotrichea; Sporadotrichida; Oxytrichidae. The record is from the annotation of a GenBank genome assembly.